AUGUCCCUCAACAUCUACAUCGACGACACCCGCCCAUGUUAUGCGGAAAAUGACAUCAUCAGGGGCCGAGUUAUUUUCGACUGCCCUCGAGAUUUCCAACAGAUCAAAGAUAUCAGACUGACCUUCUCGGGGUGCUCAAAAUCCAAGAUCCAGAAAGUCAAAGGCCCAGCGGCACCGACUGGCAGGUACCAGAGCAAAUGCAUCUUAUUUGAAAGGGAAAGAAUCCUCGUCGCGGCAGAGGAAUGCAAAAUACCCCCCACAACCUAUGAAUGGCCAUUUGAGUUUCGUUUCCCCCUUCAUGUGGAAUCACCAAAUGCCUGGCCCGAGGCAAGGCCAUUCUGUGUCGACAAGAACCAACCAUUACCCCCAUCAUUCGAUGCCGAGUGCCACAAUGCGCUGCGAAAGGUAUCCGCAAGCGUCGAGUACUGUCUCAAAGCACAGGUCCUCAAGCCCAUAAAAGGGUUGUUCGAGACAAAGUCGCCCGUAUUUGAGAAAGUGCUGCAUCUUCUGUUCAUCCCGAUGGCGGCACGAGCGCACACCCAUGCUAUCGAACUAGAGAGGAAGCAGAAGAUCGACCGCACGUUCAUGGUGCGCAGUCUAUCCUUGUUGCCAGGAAAUACUGACCGGUCCCUGAGUGUGCAGGAGAGAUUCAAGGCCUGGCUCUCUCCUGGGCAGUUGCCUUAUUUUUCCUUUGGUGUUGAGUUCCAGUACCCGUUUUUCCUUGUCCACGGCAUGCCGAUUCGACUGUCGUUGGAUGUGAAACCAUUAAUAGACAACUCUAAUGCUCCCCGAAUCCCGGAAAUUGUCUUACAAACUGUUUCUAUUACACUUGUUGGCAGGACGGCCGCUCGAGCAUCGCCGUUGCUGAUGGGGUCGAUGUCAGGCGAGGUGGAUGAAGAGACUACGCUACUUUCCAAAACAUCAUUACGAGUCGCUGUUAGUGGACAGAUGGACCUUUCCGAGCAAUUCGGCCAGAUAUCAUUACCUACCACUGAUGUCACUUUUAACACAUUCAAUCUGAGCCGUUCGUACCGGCUGAGAAUCUCGUUGGCGUUCGAAUGCGCGGGGAAGUUGUUAAAUUUCGUUGCUACGGAUCUGGAGGUAGUAGUUCUCUCAAAUGCUGGAAUGACGGUAAAGGAGACUUUAGGCUGGGGCUCAGCAGAUGCGGGCUCCAGUCAUUCUCGAGCAUAUGUGGCCUACAGUUCAGACGCACAACCACCGCCAUAUUCGUCAACUGUGUCCGAGUGGAAUGUGGAAGCAAAGUGCAGCGUUUAG
This is a messenger RNA of Aspergillus pseudoviridinutans, 1275 nucleotides long. RefSeq lists its product as uncharacterized. Lineage: Eukaryota; Fungi; Ascomycota; Eurotiomycetes; Eurotiales; Aspergillaceae. The coding region runs from base 1 to 1275 and encodes 424 amino acids. The transcript has a single exon. The record is from RefSeq and is a predicted model, not a curated record. Gene Ontology annotation, biological process: ubiquitin-dependent endocytosis. Gene Ontology annotation, cellular component: plasma membrane; cytosol; cytoplasm. Gene Ontology annotation, molecular function: protein-macromolecule adaptor activity; ubiquitin protein ligase binding.